This is a messenger RNA of Acanthosepion pharaonis, 1248 nucleotides long. Lineage: Eukaryota; Metazoa; Mollusca; Cephalopoda; Sepiida; Sepiidae. The record is from the annotation of a GenBank genome assembly.
AUGCAUGUUUUUAUUAUCGGCUUAUAUUAUAAAAUCUAUCUAUCUAUCUAUCUAUCUAUCUAUCUAUCUAUCUAUCUAUCUAUCUAUCUAUCUAUCUAUCUAUCUAUCUAUCUAUCUAUCUAUCUAUCUAUCUAUCUAUCCUUGUCUCUCUCUAUCCUUGUCUCUCUCUAUCCUUGUCUCUCUCUAUCCUUGUCUCUCUCUAUCCUUGUCUCUCUCUAUCCUUGUCUCUCUCUAUCCUUGUCUCUCUCUAUCACUGUUCAUUCAUUUUGGAACAUUACUGUAAUUACUUUCGUCCUGACAGAUAUUCUCUUUCUUCACUCUCUCUCAUUUCUCACUUUCUUUCUUUUCUUCUCUCUCCAUUUCUUCUCUUUCUCCUCUUUCUUUCUUUCUUUCUUUCUCCUCUUUCUUUCUUCUCCCUCUGUUUUUUCUUUUGUUCUCCUCUCUCUUUUGUUCUCCUCUCUCUCUCUUUCUUUCUCUCUUAAUGUCUCUCGUUUCUCACUCUCUCUCCUUGUCUCUCUCUGCCUCAUUUUUUCUCCUCUUCUGUUUAACUUCCUCUCUCCAUUUAACUGUCUCUGUCUCCCUCCAUUUAACUGUCUCUGUCUCCCUCCAUUUAACUUUCUCUGUCUCCCUCCAUUUAACUUUCUCUGUCUCCCUCCAUUUAACUUUCUUUCUCUCUCUCUCCCUCCAUUUAACUUUCUCUAUCUCUCUCUCCCUCCAUUUAACUUUCUCUAUCUCUCUCUCCCUCCAUUUAACUUUCUCUAUUUCUCUCUCCCUCCAUUUAACUUUCUCUAUUUCUCUCUCCCUCCAUUUAACUUUCUCUAUUUCUCUCUCCCUCCAUUUAACUUUCUCUAUUUCUCUCUCCCUCCAUUUAACUUUCUCUAUCUCUCUCUCCCUUCAUUUACUUCUUGCUCUCUAUUUAUCUCUCUCUCCCUUCAUUUACUUCUUGCUCUCUAUUUAUCUCUCUCUCCCUUCAUUUACUUCUUGCUCUCUAUUUAUCUCUCUCUCCCUUCAUUUACUUCUUGCUCUCUAUUUAUCUCUCUCUCCCUUCAUUUACUUCGUGCUCUCUAUUUAUCUCUCUCUCCCUUCAUUUACUUCGUGCUCUCUAUUUAUCUCUCUCUCCCUUCAUUUACUUCGUGCUCUCUAUUUAUCUCUCUCUCCCUUCAUUUAAUCUUUCUGUCCUAUCUCCAUUUUUCUCUUUUAGUUUACCUAUAUCUUCCUCUAUUCUCAUAUAUCUAUUCUAUCAUCUAA